Molecule: messenger RNA, 1177 nt
Organism: Aspergillus calidoustus
Lineage: Eukaryota; Fungi; Ascomycota; Eurotiomycetes; Eurotiales; Aspergillaceae
Source: the annotation of a GenBank genome assembly
GGUUAGAGUUCAUCUGCCUUGGGGUCAGCCCAUCAUCGCCUCCAAUAGCAGAGAUGGCCUGAAUCGUCUUCAGGGUCAUGCAUCUCCAUACCAGCUAUGACUGCCCACCCCUCACAAGCAAUACAACUUGCAGCUGAGAGCCCCCUCCAAGUCGUCUCUCCACGAUCCAAUUCACUGUUCAAUUCCAACCAUAUCCAUCUGCAUAUCCGCAAGCCAUGCCGAGCCAACCAACAGCCAAAUCCAAGCCCAAGUUUAAACCCUCCUUCCCCCUCUUCCCCCUCCUCCCCCCAGAGCUCCGCAUCCAAAUCUGGGAAGCACACCUAUCCCUCUCAUACAACGAACCCCGAAUCAUCCCCCUGAGCCCCACCCUAACGGGCUACACGACCCCACUGCUAGCCGUAAACCGCGAGGCCUACCGCACAACUCUAUCCUGGGCGCGGCACCAGGGCCAGCGAGACGGAGUGCGGCCCUGGGAUCGCAAGCCAAAGGCGUCGAGUACACACUACCGCCCGAGAAAAUUCUUCCGCGCCAGCAACCCCAACCGCGACGUUGUUUUCUUCCUUGAGGAUAUCUCUGCUACGCCGUGGCUCAUUGCGCCGCGGCCUCAGCAGCAGGCGAAGACGUUCAAGCACAUUGCCAUCGCGACACACCAGCUUCCGCAGCGCGCGAGCGGGACCUGGCUCGCGUUAUUCUGGCUGACCUUCCGGCCGGAAGUCCUGUUUGUUGUCCUGGGCACGCGGGAGUCCUAUAUGAGACUGGUGCGGUCGUUCCGCUAUGGGCGCCCCGUGGGGCAUUGGUUUGCGCGGGAGGACUGGUGGGACUGGGAUGCGAAUGCGCAUUCGGAUCGCUCUCUGUCUCUGAUUCCCUCCGAAAACCGUACUAACACGGUUGUCGUCGGGGCAGAUGUUUGGGAUCUGAAGACUCGUCGGUUCACGCGGGUGGGAUGCCGCGGGCGGAUUAAUGGCGUGGAUAUAGAUGCCUGCGCCUGGGAUUCGGCUGAGUGGAUAUUCCUAGACAGCCCGACGAUGGCGCGGAGUCUGAUCAGGGAGAAGGUCUCCAAGUUUGAGGUUCGGUAUGUGUACUGAUUGGGUGAGUGUGGUCUUGUAUGGAUGCUAUGAGAAAUUGGGAAGCAAUGGGAGCGAGACCGAGGGUUAUUCAAUAUGUAUAACCAAGCCCU